Messenger RNA from Physcomitrium patens, 2463 nucleotides. Its product is annotated as chaperonin CPN60-2, mitochondrial. The record is from RefSeq and is a predicted model, not a curated record. Gene Ontology annotation, biological process: protein refolding. NCBI's taxonomy places the organism in Eukaryota, Viridiplantae, Streptophyta, Bryopsida, Funariales, Funariaceae. Gene Ontology annotation, molecular function: ATP-dependent protein folding chaperone; ATP binding.
CCUGGGAGGAACUGUGAGUGACUCUGGCAGCAACCAUUGUGGAGCAAAGAGAAUAAUGUAUCAUUUGGAUACAUGCUACAUUUUUAGUUAAAGUCCAUUAGUACCGCCGAAUUAUGCAUUUCUUAUGAAUCUACCAGGUUCUUUCAUGAGGGAUUAGGACUUAAUAAGACCCGAUAUAGAGCUCAUUUGGGGGUAGCCGGAAGAGAGAGAGGAAGAUUUAGGAAGAUUUAGCAAACUGCCGCUGCUUCUGGAGGCUUCUGAAGCUCCUCUCGUUCAUCUCAUGCCGUUUCUCAGACUCAUAAGUGGUGAUGAACUGCUAGUCGCCGCUUCUUCUCGUUUUCAGCUUAGAGGCCCAUCAUGGUCCUUUUCUUCUAGCUGCCCUGUUGCUUCGAUCGCGACAUUGCAUCUUCUUUUAGGGGUUCUCUCAGGUUGUGGAUUCUCUUGUAGAGGGAGGUUCAGGUUGUGUCGUGCCUGAGGUUUUAGGUUUGUGACUGUAGUUCGCCAUGUAUCGUGUGGCGGCAGCAUUGGCGUCCCGCGUCAGCAGGGGACAAUCACUUGUGCAAGCAUGUAGAUUGCAGUCAGCUCGCAAAUUCUCUGGGAAGGAUAUCAGGUUCGGAGUUGAGGCUCGAGCUCUUAUGUUGCAAGGUGUGGAGCAACUUGCAGAUGCUGUGCAAGUGACCAUGGGCCCCAAGGGCCGGACUGUUAUCAUCGAGCAAUCUUUUGGAUCUCCUAAAGUGACCAAGGAUGGUGUUACUGUUGCGAAAAGCAUUGAAUUCAAGGACAGGCUUAAGAACGUGGGAGCGUCACUUGUAAAAUCGGUAGCAAAUUCUACCAAUGACGUCGCUGGAGAUGGAACCACUGCUGCAACAGUGCUCACACGAGCUAUUUUUGCUGAAGGGUGCAAAUCAGUAGCAGCUGGUAUGAACGCAAUGGACUUGCGCAGGGGCAUCAACCUUGCUGUGGAAGCAGUUGUAGCUCAUCUCAAGAGCCAAGCGAAGAUGAUCAGCACAUCUGAGGAGAUUGCACAGGUGGGAACAAUCUCUGCAAAUGGGGAUCGUGAAAUUGGUGAUUUACUAGCUCGCGCCAUGGAGAAAGUAGGCAAAGAGGGUGUUAUUACUGUUGCGGAUGGAAAAACUUUGUUCAAUGAAUUGGAGGUUGUUGAGGGUAUGAAGCUCGACAGAGGAUAUAUUUCCCCUUACUUCAUUACCAAUGCGAAGACACAGAAAGUGGAACUGGAAAAUCCCGUGAUUUUGAUCCACGAGAAAAAGAUCAACAGUCUUCAAUCAAUCCUUCCAGUGCUUGAGCUUGUGGUUAAGGAUCAAAGGCCAUUGUUGAUCGUUGCCGAAGACGUAGAAAGCGAAGCUCUGGCUACUCUGAUUGUUAACAAGCUCAGAGGAGGUGUUAAGGUCUGUGCAAUCAAGGCACCUGGUUUUGGUGAGAACAGGAAAGCACUCAUGCAGGAUCUUGCCGUGAUUACGGGUGGUCAGCUCAUCAGCGAAGACCUGGGAUUCAAACUUGAGAAGAUUACUCCAGUAAUGCUUGGAUCUAGCAAAAAGGUAACUGUAUCAAAAGAUGACACGAUUAUCUUGGAUGGCGGAGGUGACAAGACCAUCAUUGAAGAUCGUAUUGAGACGAUCCGAGAGGCUAUCAACAGCGCAACUUCUGAUUACGACAAGGAAAAGUUGCAAGAGAGGUUGGCUAAAUUAUCAGGGGGUGUUGCUGUGCUCAAGAUCGGAGGAGCAAGCGAAGUUGAGGUGAGUGAAAAGAAAGAUCGUGUUACUGAUGCACUGAAUGCUACUAAAGCUGCUGUCGAGGAGGGGAUUGUACCUGGUGGUGGUGUUGCUCUAUUGUAUGCUUCCCGGGAGCUUGAUAAGAUUCAAACCGCGAACUUUGAUCAGAAGGUUGGAGUGCAAAUCAUCCAGAAUGCCUUGAAGAUGCCCGCCUACACAAUUGCACAAAACGCUGGUGUGGAAGGGGCUGUGGUUGUUGGAAAGCUGUUGGAGCAAACCAAUAUGAGCAUUGGUUAUGAUGCUGCUAAAGCCGAGUAUGUUGACAUGGUGAAGGCAGGAAUCAUUGAUCCUGUAAAAGUUAUUAGGACUUCACUUGUUGAUGCUGCCAGUGUCGCAUCGCUAAUGACAACAACUGAAUCAGUAGUUGCUGAUUUUAACAAAGCCGAGGACAAGGAAAUGAUGGGAGGCAUGGGAGGCGGCAUGGGAGGCAUGGGGGGCAUGUAUUAGAAAGUCUAAGGAAAUGGUAGAUAAAAUUUUCAUUAGUGCGUGGAGUUGACUGUAUACACGCACUAAUAACAUGCCUCGGAAGAAAGUUGGUGCAGUGAUCGGGAAACUCAUUUUUGUCCUUCUGUCAGAGAACACAAAUUUUGGCCACACAAUGUAAUCAAAGAGUCAAUUUUCGAAAUUCUCGAACUUUCAGUUCGAAGGAGAUUGAUAUGACCCAUUCAAGUCG